CCAACAACUACUUGAAUUUCUCAACUUCUUCCCGAAGUUCAGACUAGUCUAUAGAACAUCUUAAAACCUACAAAAAAAAGAGAGAGAGAGAGAGAAUUAACCGUGAAUAGAGAGAGAGGAAGAAAGAAUGAGAAUUUAGGGUUUCUCGAAACAUGGGGUUUCCUAAAUUCCAUCAAUACUACGAAAUUUUGAAUCUUUAGUUUCUCUUUCUCUCUCCCCCAUUAAAAUUUCAUGGCUGGUAUUGCUAGUUCUGAUCCUCUAGUUCCUCCUACUCCAAUCACUGAAAAUGAUGAAAUUGACCUUGAAGCUGGACCCAGUGAACAAAUUCAGUGCAGAAUUUGUCUUGAAACUGAUGGAAGGGAUUUUAUUGCUCCUUGCAAGUGUAAGGGAACCUCCAAGUUUGUUCACCGUGAAUGCUUGGAUCACUGGCGGGCUGUUAAGGAGGGAUUUGCAUUUGCUCACUGCACAACCUGCAAGGCACCUUACUAUUUGAGAGUACAUGUUGCUGCAGAUAGGAAAUGGCGAACCUUGAAAUUCCGUUUCUUUGUAACAAGAGAUAUAAUGUUUAUCUUUAUUGCUGUUCAGCUUGUAAUUUCUUCAUUGGGAUAUUUGAUGUACUUAGUUGACGACUACCAGUCGUUCGGGCUUCGUUUAGCCUGGGGCUUUGAAAAUAUAAUUAGUUUCUACUACAUAUCUGGGGCCCUUAUAUUUUUUGCUUUGCUUGGGUUAUCUGGGUGCUUCAUAACUUGUUAUGAUAGAAGAGUGCGCAGUGAUCUAGCUCAGCCAUGUCGAGAAUUGUGUCUUUGCUGCUGCCAGCCUGGAAUGUGUGCGGACUGCCAUUUACCUGGAACUCUUUGCAUGUGGACUGACUGCACAACAUGCUUUGAAGGUUGUGCCAGCACCGCAGGCGAGUGUGGUUGCUUGGCAGGUGCUGGGGAAGCAGGAUUACCAUUAUUAUUUAUAAUGGGUUUGAUUGUUUUAGGGCUAUUUACGGUGAUUGGUAUUUUCUACAGUGUACUUGUGGCUACUAUGGUGGGACAACGGAUUUGGCAACGGCACUAUCACAUACUUGCUAAAAGAAUGCUUACUAAAGAGUAUGUAGUGGAGGAUGUCGAUGGUGAAAUGGUAGAUUCCAGUUGGUGUCCUCCGCCUCUUCCGCCAGAGCAUAUACAACAAUUGAAGACUCUUGGUCUCUUAUAGACCAAAUGUUCAUUAUUUACUAUCGUCACAUGAUUUGCAAAGCUGAUCAUCAUAUGGAAGUGGUUUGCAGUUAGAUUUUUUGGUUUUUAAAUCGUUAUUUUGUGGAUUUUGAGAUGCGGAUUAUUUGUUUACUCUUCAUACUGCUUAUCAACUUGUCAAUGGAGGUUGUAUAUUGUUAACCAAAGAAAAAUAAGAAGACCUAGAGAAACUAAUCAUGUAUUUUCUUCUUUCCUACACUGUAAAGAACGGAACCAUAUAGAUGGAGGCAUUACCAAAUUUAUAUACUUCAUGAUUUUCCAAUGUUAA
Molecule: messenger RNA, 1506 nt
Organism: Papaver somniferum (opium poppy)
Lineage: Eukaryota; Viridiplantae; Streptophyta; Magnoliopsida; Ranunculales; Papaveraceae
Exons: 7
Coding region: 232-1200 (322 amino acids)
Molecular function (GO): zinc ion binding
Source: RefSeq, a predicted model, not a curated record